This is a messenger RNA of Lepus europaeus (European hare), 5076 nucleotides long. It is a transcript of the gene STT3A, whose product is annotated as STT3 oligosaccharyltransferase complex catalytic subunit A. The transcript has 18 exons. Gene Ontology annotation, cellular component: membrane. Gene Ontology annotation, molecular function: dolichyl-diphosphooligosaccharide-protein glycotransferase activity. Gene Ontology annotation, biological process: post-translational protein modification. Bases 140 to 2257 code for a protein of 705 amino acids. The record is from RefSeq and is a predicted model, not a curated record. Lineage: Eukaryota; Metazoa; Chordata; Mammalia; Lagomorpha; Leporidae.
GAGUGCGUUCCGGGAGGCGGGCCCGGCUGUUGCCAGGGUUGGGUGCGCCGCUGAACGGAUGGCAGAAAGAGCUGAGCGGAUUGCUGAGGACCGCUGGGCAGCUGUUUGAGUGUCGUCUGUUGCCACCAUUGAUGUCAAGAUGACUAAGCUUGGAUUUUUGCGGUUGUCCUAUGAGAAGCAGGACACACUUCUGAAGCUUCUCAUUCUGUCAAUGGCUGCUGUGUUAUCUUUCUCGACUCGUCUCUUUGCUGUCCUGAGAUUUGAAAGUGUUAUCCAUGAAUUUGAUCCGUACUUUAAUUAUCGGACUACCCGGUUCCUGGCCGAGGAGGGGUUUUAUAAAUUCCAUAACUGGUUUGAUGACCGGGCCUGGUACCCUUUGGGACGAAUCAUAGGAGGAACAAUAUACCCAGGCUUAAUGAUUACCUCUGCUGCAAUCUACCACGUGCUCCACUUUUUCCACAUCACCAUCGACAUUCGGAAUGUCUGUGUGUUCCUGGCCCCUCUCUUCUCCUCCUUCACUACCAUCGUCACGUACCACCUUACCAAAGAGCUCAAGGAUGCAGGGGCUGGGCUGCUUGCUGCUGCCAUGAUAGCUGUUGUCCCUGGAUAUAUCUCCCGAUCUGUGGCUGGCUCCUAUGAUAAUGAAGGGAUUGCCAUUUUUUGUAUGCUGCUUACCUACUACAUGUGGAUCAAGGCAGUAAAGACUGGUUCUAUCUAUUGGGCAGCCAAGUGUGCCCUUGCUUAUUUCUAUAUGGUCUCUUCAUGGGGGGGUUAUGUGUUCCUGAUCAACUUGAUCCCGCUCCACGUCCUGGUGCUGAUGCUCACAGGCCGUUUCUCCCAUCGAAUCUACGUGGCCUACUGUACCGUCUACUGCCUGGGUACCAUACUUUCCAUGCAGAUCUCCUUUGUGGGUUUCCAGCCUGUCCUUUCGUCGGAGCACAUGGCAGCCUUUGGGGUCUUUGGCCUCUGCCAGAUACAUGCCUUUGUGGAUUACCUGCGCAGCAAGUUGAACCCACAGCAAUUUGAAGUUCUUUUCCGGAGUGUCAUCUCCUUGGUGGGCUUUGUCCUCCUCACUGUGGGAGCUCUCCUCAUGCUGACAGGAAAAAUAUCUCCCUGGACGGGCCGUUUCUACUCGCUGCUGGAUCCUUCUUAUGCUAAGAACAACAUCCCCAUCAUUGCAUCUGUAUCUGAGCAUCAGCCCACAACAUGGUCCUCCUACUAUUUUGACCUGCAGCUCCUUGUCUUCAUGUUUCCAGUUGGCCUCUAUUACUGCUUUAGCAACCUGUCUGAUGCCCGGAUUUUUAUCAUCAUGUAUGGUGUGACCAGCAUGUACUUUUCAGCUGUGAUGGUGCGUCUGAUGCUGGUGUUGGCGCCUGUUAUGUGCAUUCUUUCUGGCAUUGGAGUUUCCCAGGUGCUAUCCACAUAUAUGAAGAAUCUGGACAUAAGUCGUCCAGACAAGAAGAGCAAGAAGCAACAGGAUUCUACAUACCCUAUUAAGAAUGAAGUGGCAAGUGGGAUGAUAUUGGUUAUGGCCUUCUUUCUCAUUACCUACACCUUUCAUUCAACCUGGGUGACCAGUGAGGCCUACUCUUCUCCCUCCAUUGUGCUGUCUGCCCGGGGUGGGGAUGGCAGUAGGAUUAUUUUUGAUGACUUCCGAGAAGCGUAUUAUUGGCUUCGUCACAAUACUCCAGAGGACGCAAAGGUCAUGUCAUGGUGGGAUUACGGCUACCAGAUUACAGCUAUGGCAAAUCGGACAAUUUUAGUGGACAACAACACAUGGAAUAAUACCCAUAUUUCUCGAGUAGGGCAGGCAAUGGCAUCCACAGAAGAAAAAGCCUAUGAGAUCAUGAGGGAGCUUGAUGUCAGCUAUGUGUUGGUCAUUUUUGGAGGCCUCACUGGGUAUUCCUCUGAUGAUAUCAACAAGUUUCUUUGGAUGGUUCGGAUUGGAGGCAGCACAGACACAGGCAAACAUAUCAAGGAGAAUGACUAUUAUACUCCAACUGGGGAAUUCCGUGUGGACCGUGAGGGUUCUCCAGUGCUGCUCAACUGUCUUAUGUACAAGAUGUGCUACUACCGCUUUGGACAGGUCUACACAGAAGCUAAGCGUCCACCAGGCUUUGACCGUGUCCGAAAUGCUGAGAUUGGGAAUAAAGACUUUGAGCUUGAUGUGCUGGAGGAGGCAUAUACCACAGAACACUGGCUGGUCAGGAUAUACAAGGUAAAGGACCUGGAUAAUCGAGGCUUGUCAAGGACAUAAAUGUCACAUCCAGCUCAAAUAUUCUUCGCACUGAGAGCGUCAUGUUUAGGACGUUGAAGAUUUUUUUAAAAUAUGCAGUUUAUAAGAACAGAGCCGGAUGGGAUUAGAAUUGUCUGAAAGUUUUGCCCUGGGCAGUAUGGGCUGGGCCAAAUUAAAUAAUUUUUAUAAUUCUGAGCAGGUUACCAAAUGAAAUGUCAUGGCUUUACUUUGAUCAAUUAAAGGGGGGAAUUUUUUUUAAACGUGCCUUAUUUGUUUUGAAUUAUAACUGGUUUGAGGAAGGUGAAAGCCUAUGCUGGGUGGAUAGAAGGAUAGCUCAUCCAUGUUCUUGGCUUCCUAAAUGAGGCAAGUAGUGGCAUUCUUUCUCAAAUCAGGAAAACUGUCAAGGACUAGCUCAGAUCCUGCAUAUAUAAACAAUUUUGUUCUUGUUUCUGCAUUGCAGCACCUAAUACAAUGCCUUGCACAUAGUUUGUGAAUUUUUAUCAAAUGAAUAAAUGUGGGACCACAAAAAUGCCAUUUCUGGGCAAGAAAGACAGCUUUGUUGCUAUUACGUAUUAUUUGCAGUUUCUCCUGUCCUUAGAGGCUCUUUGACCUUAAAAUGGACAGAAAGCAAUUAGCCGGACCUGAUCUUACCACGUGUUCCAUGGAAUAAGCCAGGGUUUCCAGUUUGUUUUUUGAAGCAGGAAUAAAUCAAGGGUGACUAACUCUGUGGUUUUGAAGACUGAUGACAAAGAAAUUAUUGUCAUCAGUGGAAAAGAAGAAACCUCUCCGACACUAUGUAGAGAGCUUAAUGAUCAGUUCAUAUUUUUGAAUCAGUUUUAAUAUAUACAACUACUUGAAAUUUAGCUUUUCGUGCUCUCACUAGCCAUGACACAGUAAGUUGCUCUUUGCUCAUUUUCUUUAUACUCACUAAAACUCCUGUGGUUAUUCAAGGUGAGCUCAACCUAUUUAUUGUUCUAUACUAUUAUAAAAAAAAAAAAUCUCAAUUACUUGGUUUUGAAGCCCUUGACAGAUAAGCUACAAAACAGAAGGAGAAUUACUUUUAACAGGUACCUAGAGAAAGAACAGUGUUGGCCUGAUUGUAAGAAAAACUUCAAAAACCUUUAAAUUCAAAAGCACAGUGUUCCAUGGAUAUUUAAUGUAAUGACAACUAGCCUUAUGUUCAAUACAGUAGGAUGCCAUGUUUUAUAACACAAGACAUAUCACUGAUGUAUACAGACCCUAAGUCAUUAAAAAAAAUAUAAAGUAACUGCCUAGUCUUACAUGGUCAAAAAAAUUGGAAUUAUAUGUGUUCUUUAGAUUAAGUCAAAAUGGUGCUGCCAAAUGAUAUGCUUGGUUAUACUUGUAAACCCAGGGAACCUAGCCUUCUAAGCCAAUUUAUAUAUCCUGUACUUCAAACUGUGGGUAAGAUUUAGAUUUUAUAUAAAAACUGGUUUACCACGUUAAUUCAAUACUAAAUUUAUAUAUAGAAUUUCUCCCUACUGUAAGGUUAUUCUGAAUUUUAUCAAUCUGAUUAAUACCAAUUGUUGCUCUUAGGAAUUUAAUUGUGUUACUUUCUAGGCUUCAUGAAGCUAUCUUUUUUUUUUUUUAAUAUACUUUUUAUUUCCAUUGUUAUAAUGCAUUUAGUGUUAAGAAUCUCGAAUAAGCAACAACACUGUUUUCUACUUCCCAGAGGCUACUACUUUCAGCUCCAUGAUGUACACAUUUCUUGGUUCCACAUCAUUAAGAAAUUGUUCUAUUUUGCUGUUUUGGUUUUUCAAUUUUAGGCACCAAAUAUUGACUUUCUGGUGUUGAAACUGAGGAUUUAUCUCUUUUUCACCAUCCUUUUACCCCAUGGACACACAUUUUUACCAUCUUCUAUUAUAGUUCUAACUAUAUUUAUUAUAGUUUUAAUUCUAUUAUAAUUUUAUCUAGUAAUAUUUAGUUCUGUUAGUUUAGGUUAUGUCAGUAUUUAGUUUUUACCUAUAGCUAUUCAAAGUAAGCCAUGUAUAUACUAUUUCUGCUUUUCUUCCCCUGUGUAAGUUAUUUUUUCAGGGAGUUUCUUCACUUCUUUUUUGUGCUUGUAACUUAUCCCUUAAUUCUCCAUAAUUUUUGCCAACCUACUUUUAAUAUAUUUAGGCACACUAGGUUUUCAUUUUUAGAGAUGUCUUUUGUUUGGUAUAUUCCAGUUUGGAUUGGUUAACUCACCAGGUUUGCUGCAUACCUCUUGGGUUGAUGUAGCCUUUCACUGUCAGACUGGUGUGUGUGUGUGUGCGUGCGCAUGCGCGUGUGUUCCUUUUCUCCCUUUAUUUUCUAAGAUUUAUUUAUUUGAAAGGCAGAUUGACAGAGGCCGUUAGAGACAGAGAGGAAUAGAUUGUCUGUUUGCUGGUUCACUCCCCAAAUAGCUCCAACAGCCUGAGCUGGCCAGACUAAAGCCAGGAGGCAGGAAAUCCUUACGGGUCUUCCAGGAGGGUGGCAGGGGCCCAAGCACUUAGGCCAUCCUCUGUGGCUUUCCCAGGCACAUUAGUGGAGGGCUGGAUUAGAAAUGAAGCAGCAGUCAGGACUUGACCCACUACUCCAGUAGGGGAUGCUGGCCUCCGCCACACUCCCUCUUAUCACCUCCAAAUACCUUCUCGACAAAGUGUUUGAAGGUGAUAAAUGUUGAACUUUCUGAAUUAAAUCUCCUAGUAUUCUUUUAGCUUUCCUUCUGGGAGACUUCCUCAACUUUAUUUUUCUACUUAAAAUAGUUUUUUUCUGCUAUAUUUUUAGUGAUCAAAAGCUUUUUUUUGGGUUUGAAUAUUGCUUUGUUUUGACAUUUUUUCCAAUUAAAGACUCUCAAAUUC